GUUAUGUAUGACGUGUUGGUAAAUAACUCGUCUUCUGCCUCUGUCCAAAGCUAGAAGGUACAAACCUGUGCGUGCUGCUAUAUUCAGCUCUCCCCCACACCCGACGGGAAGGAACUACUACUACGCGGGGGUCAACUUCCCAGCGCUUGCAUUACGCAGUUACGCAGUAAUACUCCGUCCUCCCCCACAAAAAGCCCUAUUAGGCCAAGUGCACAUCCAAGUAUACACUCACCCUUCCUACAAACCUACCCACAUUCAUAUCUGCAUCGGAUAUUUCUCCCUAGUCGUUAGAAACAGGAAACUAAUAUCCAUCCGCCCACCGACGAAGCCGUUUCUAAGUCUACCGAGAUACCCACCAAUAAGCACGAGCUAGCGUGACCCGGGGAGACAGGAUAGAGGAAGGGAGAAAGGGAGAGAUUAACUCCGAGAAGACGAUGAGCGCCCACCAGACCGGCGCAGGAGGCUUCGGCACUGCGAGGCCACCCGCCGGCAUGCCAGUGCCGGGGGACGCAGCGCCAGUCGAGUCGUUCACGCCCGAGAUGCGAGAUCGACAGGCCCGGGGAAAAGACCCAUACGACUCGUCCGAAGGGAGCAGCGGCGACUGGCCAAGCGAGAGCGGUAAGAAUUACCGGAAAGGCGGAAGCUCCAGAAACGAGGCCUUUUCUACGGUAGAGAGGCGCCGCAUGGCAGCCCAGAUAUUGGAUAGUCCGGAACUGCUGAUGAUGGCAGCACAGCGUGACAACGAUAGUAUACCAGCAACCCGUUUACGAUAUAUGCGCAUGCUCUGCGGCCUCGAACCGUUCUCGAAGAAGCCGCAGCGUGGCGGGGUUUCUACCUCGCGGGUAGCUACGCCUGGUCGCUCCUCUAGGAAGGACGCGCGGUAGUGGAUAUCGGUCGGGGUAGACGGUCGAAACGGCUCGGCGGUAAAAGUCGUGACGUCUUCGAGGGAGAGGAGGGAAUCGUCUCGGGCUAGUCGGUUCGACACGACAUCGUUCUCUACGUGGUGUUACUAGGUCAUCGCGGGAGACGGUAGGCUUUAGGGGGGAGGGGGGAGAGGAGUAGUAAUGGGAGUAAGAGUAGAUGAUGAGCAGAAGUUGUGAUUUCGAUCAAAACUAGAUAUAGAUAGAAGACUGGAUGAGGAUUCUAGAAGCAGCGCGACUUAACGUGCGUCUUUCCGCUCGAGCACCUCGCUAUCGAGGGGACAUGGGAAGGACUAGAGCCCGAGUCCGCGGUAUAGGCGCACGGUACGCUAUCUGCUCAGUUCCUCUACCACCCUAAUGGAUACCCCAAGUGUGCGCGUCAUUUCUUCCCAUCGAACAAGCAUCAUUAUGUACCUAGGAUAAGCUCCGAGCAUAUGUUUGGCUUAAAAGAAUUGCAGAAUCACGAUGGAACGCA
Messenger RNA from Annulohypoxylon maeteangense, 1395 nucleotides. RefSeq lists its product as uncharacterized. NCBI's taxonomy places the organism in Eukaryota, Fungi, Ascomycota, Sordariomycetes, Xylariales, Hypoxylaceae. The transcript is spliced from 3 exons. The record is from RefSeq and is a predicted model, not a curated record. The coding region runs from base 435 to 884 and encodes 149 amino acids.